CCUCUGACGGUGGUGCGGUUUUGUUUUUAAACCGGUGGGGCGGCUCUGUGUUAGGGUUUUUCUUAAGAGAUUUCUUUGUAGGGAAGAGGGUUUACGCGGUCAAGCCAUGGAUCCCAGUUCCCUUAACUCAGCUGAGAUGGAACGAUUCCUCAAUCAAGAAAAAGAAAGGGCCAUGGUCAAUGAGAUGGUGGCAAAACUUACGAGCGUCUGCUGGGACAAGUGCAUCACUAGUACGCCAGGGAGCAAGUUCAGCUCCAGUGAAUCAUCAUGUUUAUCACACUGUGCUCAGCGAUACAUGGAUAUGAGUCUCAUUAUCAUGAAAAGAUUUCAGUCCAUGCAGUGAAGUGGAGCUGCUUUCCCUCUACUGCAUCAAUCUACCAUCAAUUAAUACUGCAUUUUUGCUAUUUCAUUCCGUUUCAACAUUCAUUUUAAGACGUCCUUUGUAUCUGAAUUGAUCUGAGAUCUUUAAAGUUCUUGAAAUUUAACAGUUUAUGAUGCCGAG
This is a messenger RNA of Tripterygium wilfordii, 502 nucleotides long. RefSeq names its product mitochondrial import inner membrane translocase subunit TIM8-like. The transcript is spliced from 2 exons. Lineage: Eukaryota; Viridiplantae; Streptophyta; Magnoliopsida; Celastrales; Celastraceae. Bases 107 to 343 code for a protein of 78 amino acids. The record is from RefSeq and is a predicted model, not a curated record.